AUGGUUUUGUUUAAUAAAAUCAAGUAUGGCCCGCUAGAAAGAGAUCAUGGAUUUUGCUUUGAGAACCCAGUUGUGAUCUCGCUAAGUACGCAUAAAGGGAAAUCUAAAAAUAUUGAUGAUGCAAGUAGAGGUGUUGCAGAUCAGUUGUCUACUAGAAAGGACAAUGACAUCAUCCUAUUCCCUACAAUCACGGGUUUGAUAUUGCCAUUUGAUGUUGAAUACAAUAAAUACCUUUUUAUUUUGAAGAUGAUUGCAAUUAUGUUAUUUGAUUUAAUUUCAUUUGUGGUUUGUGUAGAAUACAUUAAUGUUGGGUUGAUAGACAUGAAAUCGGAUACUUGCUAUUAUCUUGAUUCCUUGAGUUCUAGCAAUUUCAAUAUGCAGUUGAAGCAAAUUGUUGAUUUGUAA
This is a messenger RNA of Lactuca saligna, 405 nucleotides long. NCBI's taxonomy places the organism in Eukaryota, Viridiplantae, Streptophyta, Magnoliopsida, Asterales, Asteraceae. The record is from the annotation of a GenBank genome assembly.